GAACAAAGCGGCUCGCGUGAUUGAGAUGUCAGUUUCCCGGCAAUGUCGACGUGAAUCGCCCGCGGUCUCGAAUAUUCGCAAAAAAUAACUCGAUCAGCGCGAACUCGCGAGAGUAACUCGAAGAAACCCGCAUUUUCUCUCGAUCACUUCUUAUAGCUUUGCUUGCACAUGUAUGUAUUUUCUAAAUUAAGGGGCGCGGCUGGCCCUGAUCGAUACUAUUCUUUUAAUAAGGUUUGUGCCAAAAAUAUAUGACGCGUAAAAAAAAAAAGACACUUUCAGCGUCUGUGCGCGCGCGUGUUUUGCAAACCGACGGUAAAAAGAUUAUUGUCGAUCGAUGUUUAAUUUUAAAUUUUUAGCAAAGACUCUAAUCGAGUCGCAGCUUUUCUAUAGUCAAUCAAGUUUUCUUCAACAAUCAUGAUUGCGCGUAUAGAUUCUCUGAGUGCUUGAAGAGAUGCCGCACGAUAUCCGCUUUAAAAAUCUUGAGCGAUAUGACGAGCGGAACAGUUCCACUAAUGCGCUACGCUAGUGUAAACUUGUAAUUAUAGUGACAACAGUUUCUGAUAAUUUUCCUCUAAUAAUUUUAUCUGUUGUACAUUACGGAGGUAUAAAGUAGUAAUACAAAAAUUCCUCGUUUAAAGUGAUAGAUAAUAUAUGAAUUAGUAGUUGUGUGGUGCUACAUAACACUCUUUAACAUCUGCAACAAGUCAGGAUUAACGGAAAAAUACUUUUGGUAAAUUACCAAAUUACUUGGUAAAAUUAACUGUUUACUUAUUCAAAUGGAGAAUAUUAGAGAUUUAUUUUUUUAAUUUUCGAGUUCUAUCGGAAACACGUUAUAAAAUUAACAUGGUUAUUUUUCUGUGAUCGAACAUAUUAGUGAGAAAUAACGCGUUCACACACUUUGUUUUUAGAAUUUUAUUACAAUGAAAAUAAUUACAUGUGCGAAAUAACUCAUGAAAUAACUCAUUUUGUGCACUACUUCAUCAGAGAAAAUUAGAAGAAUAAUUCUUUCACGGGGUGUCUGUGAAUAAAACAAAAAAGUGAUUAUGAUACAGCUCGGAUGGACCGUGAAAACUCGAUAGUGCACAAGUAUGAAUGAAUUGCAAAACUCUGGAGCAUAGCGACGGAUAAGUUUAUGAAUCAAGAUUCGUGUACUUAACGGAUUUUGUCGCGAUGAACAAGAUACUUAUCGGAUGAUCGUGGCAGUGAUAUUGCAUGUGACGUCAGUAAACGUGAUGGUGUAUCGCAGCUGUCGAUUUGAAUUCGCAAAGGGCCCGUUUUGAUUCGCGAGCCACCGCGCCGUCUUCUCAUUUGUACUCAUGGAAUACUGUAGGAUUGUCUUGCUGACAAUCUUAUGGCUGAUGACACAUCGGACGGAAGGCAAAAUGACGUGCCGCGAAGUGCAGCUGCAUCGCGACUGCGAGACUUUGUGCACCACCAGUCGCGACGGUGUUGUUUCUUGCGAGCUGAGAGUCGCUGUGUUACUCGCGGCAGAUCCGAGAUUCGAUAUUUCCUUACCUAAGGUUCUUCCGGUACUCGAUUUAGCGGUAUAUGAAGCGAGAUCGCGAAAUUUAUUGCCCUAUUGGUUGAAAUUGAAGUUUCUAGCGCAAGACGACCAUUGCGACGCAAUGUACGCGCAAACUGGCGCGAUUGACAGUUAUUCUCAUUGCGUGCACUUGUUCCUCGGGCCGGCAUGUGAUUAUUGCGUUGCGGUCGUCGGUAGAGUGGUAAAAUUUUUCGGAGCCCCGCUAAUAACCACAGGAGGCUUUACUUUUGACUUUACCGAGAAGAAGGUCGAAUGUAAAGACGAAUAUUUCAUGACCACAAGAAUCGGAAAUGUAGCCUUUAGGGACAUCGCAAAAUUCUUUAUAUCCAUAAUAGAUCGUUACAAGUGGCGUAAGGUGCAUCUGUUUUACGCGACGAACGGACAGAGUCAAGUUGCUGGAAGACACACGUGUCAACUCAUGAUGAAAUCAAUAGUGGAAUUCAUCAAAAAAGAGCAUAACAUUACCUACGGUACUUUCGACGUCGAAGCUACAACUCCCAAGGAUUAUCCCGAGGCUUUGAGAGAUCACGUUGGCAAUUUCUACAGCGCUCGCGGCGAUUCCGUGCGAAAUGAAAGGUGUGGUGUGCACGGAGAGGGUUACACGAGGGUAUCGACGCAUGCGUCUCGCUCUCACGCUGUCUACCUCGGUGGAGGCGCGCACCGACAUCCACCUACUACACGAUAAACCGAGUGGCGGGACUUGCGCCCGCAUAGAACGAGCGGAUCGCGCUAUGUGGGGGUGCGAUAAAGAGGCAAGGCAAGGAUAGAGAGAUCGACAGAUCAGAAGAUAGAUAAGGAGGGAAAAGUGCGGAGGGGCGGCGAGAGAUCGAAG
Messenger RNA from Pseudomyrmex gracilis, 2375 nucleotides. Its product is annotated as atrial natriuretic peptide receptor 3. The record is from RefSeq and is a predicted model, not a curated record. The coding region runs from base 1317 to 2228 and encodes 303 amino acids. The transcript has 5 exons. NCBI's taxonomy places the organism in Eukaryota, Metazoa, Arthropoda, Insecta, Hymenoptera, Formicidae. Gene Ontology annotation, molecular function: peptide hormone binding; signaling receptor activity.